Molecule: messenger RNA, 1551 nt
Organism: Gasterosteus aculeatus aculeatus (three-spined stickleback)
Lineage: Eukaryota; Metazoa; Chordata; Actinopteri; Perciformes; Gasterosteidae
Gene: pecr
Product: peroxisomal trans-2-enoyl-CoA reductase
Biological process (GO): phytol metabolic process
Cellular component (GO): peroxisome
Molecular function (GO): trans-2-enoyl-CoA reductase (NADPH) activity
Source: RefSeq, a predicted model, not a curated record
UGUCCAGCAGGAGGCGCUGCGACGCGCGCCCCCUCUUCUCCUCGGUCGGGCUGACAAACAAGUAUGGCGGCGUCCAGUGUCUUCAGACCGGGGCUCUUCAAGCACAAAGUGGCGAUAGUCACGGGCGGCGGCACCGGGAUCGGUAAAGCCAUCUCUGCAGAGCUGCUGGAGCUCGGUUGCAACGUUGUGAUCUCCAGCAGAAAGGCAGAGAGGUUGGAGGCUGCAGCUCAGGAGAUGAGUCAAACCAUCCCGGCCUCCAGCUCGGCGAGUGUCACCGCUCUCGCGUGUAACAUCCGGAACCAGGACGAGGUGAAGGAGCUCGUGUCGUGCGUGCUGAAGCGGUACGGGAGGAUCGACUUUCUGGUGAACAACGGAGGAGGUCAGUUCAGCAGCCCGGCGGAAAACAUGUCCUCCAAAGGCUGGAAAGCUGUGAUAGACACCAACCUGACCGGAACGUUCCACUGCUGCCAAGAGGUCUACUCCGCAUGGAUGAAACGGCGAGGAGGCGUGAUCGUCAACAUCAUCGCUGACAUGUGGAAGGGCUUCCCCGGCAUGGCCCACACCGGGGCAGCGAGGGCAGCCGUGGACAACUUGACCAAGAGUCUGGCCAUCGAGUGGGCCGCCGCGGGGGUCCGGGUGAACUCCGUUGCACCUGGAACGAUCUUUUCCAAGACCGCAAUGGAGAACUACAAGGACCUCGGACCAAACCUCUUCAAGAUGUCUGUUCCGUUCAGCCCCGCUAAGAGGCUGGGAGUACCUGAGGAGAUCUCAUCAGCAGUGUGUUUCCUGCUCUCUCCUGCCGCCUCCUACAUCUCCGGCGCCACCCUGAGGGUGGAUGCAGGGCAGAGUCUGUACCACUCCAUGUGGGAGAUACCCAACCACAGCGCAUGGCCAGAGGCUCCAGAGGGGGAGAACCUGGACGCUCUGAAUGACCUGCUCAACCCAAAAAGCAAACUCUAGACUCCGUUCUGAGGCCGGUGUAUAAACACACACACUUGGCCAACUAGCGCUUUCAAAGAAACAAGGCACCACGGCGGCCUGUUAAUAAGACUGUGUGACGUAUUAUUGCAGAUCAUGUACAUAAUUGGACGUAAUUAUUAGCAACAAGUAUGUCUGAUUAGUUUUAUGAAUUAAUUGUGUAAUGAGCUGUUGAAUUGUAUGUAGAAUUUUUUCCCAUGCAUUUGUAAAUUGGUAUGGUGUGUUUGACGUGUUAAAUGGACACAAAAGAGAAAAACAAGCGAAAUAAAUGAAGGUAACACUUUUCUUUUCUAAAUUUCACUGAUUUAGUACCUCUUUUUCAAAUGCAGGAGCUACAAUGUUGACAGCAACAUGACCCUUACUUUUUGACCUGGACUUUGCUCCUAAGCUGAUUAAAUUAGAAAAGCUGCCCUUUUUUUGCAGUUACCUGAUCGUGUCACUUUCUGUUGCUUUAGAAAGAUUUGUUGUGUAGAAAAUGUUUUGAUGAACAUUGUUACUUUAAUAUGUAAAUGUGUGAUUUUCUCCUUUUCUAUAGCAUUUUUAAGUAAAGAUUACAUUGUUUUAAAUGACAAA